Messenger RNA from Danio aesculapii, 1954 nucleotides. It is a transcript of the gene dio1, whose product is annotated as iodothyronine deiodinase 1. The transcript has 4 exons. Lineage: Eukaryota; Metazoa; Chordata; Actinopteri; Cypriniformes; Danionidae. The record is from RefSeq and is a predicted model, not a curated record. Gene Ontology annotation, molecular function: thyroxine 5'-deiodinase activity.
UCUCCUGAUUUCGGCGUGAUAUAAUGUUGUUCUGGAGGACGGCACGCCUCUUUAGUAAAACAUACGCGAACUUUGAUAUCGUUUUAGUUUGGUGUAGUGUUUACAGCACGACGCGUGCACUCGCAAAUCUCUCGAUGGGGUCCACAGUGGGAUUUGCGCUGAGAAAACUUUUUGUUUAUAUAUCAGCUGUGUUGAUGGUGUGCGCUGCUAUCCUGCAGAUGUCCCUGUUGAAGCUCCUGUCAAUCAUUUCCCCAGAACGCAUGAGGAAAAUCCAUCUGAAAAUGGGGGAGAGGUCUACGAUGACCCAAAACCCUAAAUUCAAAUACGAAGAUUGGGGACCGGCUUUGUUCUCUUUGGCGUUCAUUAAAACCUUGUUCUUCGUCAACUGGUGCUCGCUGGGCCUCGAGGCGUUUGAGGGACACGCCGCUCCGGACAGCGCUUUAUUUACCCUGGACCGACAGAAGACAAGCGUUCAUCGUUUUCUUAAAGGUAACCGUCCACUGGUUCUGAGUUUCGGAAGCUGCACCUGACCCCCGUUUCUCUACAAACUUGACGAGUUCAAACAGCUUGUCAAGGACUUCAGCGAUGUCACAGAUUUCCUCAUUGUUUACCUUGCUGAGGCUCAUGCAACUGAUGCAUGGGCCUUUACAAACAACGUGGACAUCAGGGUGCACAAAAACUUGGAGGAGAGGCUUGCUGCAGCUCGGACCCUGCUCAAAGAAGACCCUCUAUGCCCUGUGGUGGUGGAUGAGAUGACCAACAUAACUGCCAGCAAAUACGGAGCCCUGCCCGAGCGGCUCUAUGUCAUUCAAAGCGGCAAAGUUAUCUAUCAGGGAGGCAUCGGACCUUGGGGGUACAAACCUGAAGAGGUUCGAAAAGUUCUGGAAAAAAUAAAAUAAAGGAGGAAAAAAAAAACAAAAAAAGGGAAAAUAUUUAUAUCUUUGCACUUUUCUGAAAUUGUAGCGCCUGGAUUCAUUUUCUGAGCCUUCGUGUUUGUUUGUGACGGGUACAGAUUAAACCAGAUGGUUUCUGUAACUUGAUGUUUCAGACAUUGGGGCGGAUGGAAAAUGCAAGCAAUGGUAGCAUCAGUAGCAUAUUUUUAAUAUAUAGAUUGCCUUUAUAUAUCAAAAUAUAGAUUUUUUUUAGUUCUAUAAAAAUUAAGCUUUCAUGCAAAUGCAGUAUAAAUGCAAUGUGCACAAUUAUCAUUCCAGCAUAUACUCAAAUAGCAGAGAUUGCAAUGAGCAUGUAUGCUUUUCUGAAUUUGUUUUUUAACUUGUGACUGUAAAUGAUGCUUACAGGGUAAAACUGAACUGUGUAAACUGAUGAUUCAGUCAUUUGUUCUUAAAAAAAAACAGAUUUCACAAACAUACAGAGUUCUCAGCUACUUUUCAAAUAAAAAUAUAUAUUUCAUAAGAGUCAGCAUAUACAAGCAUGACUUGUCUAAAAACUUAUACCAUAAUAGUUGUGUGUUCUUGUCCUUUCAUGAAAAAAGGUGUUCCCAUUUUGAACAAAUCUUCUAAAACUAUUAAUAUAAACAAAUUAAUAUAACAACAAAUAACUAAAUUGUCAUUUUAUUUAUUUUACAUUAGCAUUUUUUUUUAUUUAGAAGAAUUUAUCAGCAGUUUGCAGAACAAACUAAUUUUGUUUUACUCAAUUAUAAAUUGUAAAUGUAUAGGAACUGAGAAUUUCCACAUGAUCUCUUUAUUUAAACAACAAAAUCAUAAGUCCAAGGCACUGCUAUUAUUAAAAAAAAAAAAAAAAAAAAAAAAACAGCACUAUUGUGGCAAAACUUGCCUUCAUCAGGGUUAACUUCUGAUUUUGUUGUUUAUCUUUAUGAAUCCCUUAUCCUAAGAGCACAGACACAUUAAUUACCCCUGAAGCACUUUUUGUUUGAGUUUUGAUCUCUCUAUUUAUUCCUUUGAUGUAUAUGAAUAAUAAACAACUAUAACUAUCA